This is a messenger RNA of Cetraspora pellucida, 612 nucleotides long. The record is from the annotation of a GenBank genome assembly. NCBI's taxonomy places the organism in Eukaryota, Fungi, Glomeromycota, Glomeromycetes, Diversisporales, Gigasporaceae.
AUGUCUCUAUGUUAUGUUAAACCAUUUUCAAAUAAUGAAUUCGAGAAAGAUAAGGAGAAUUUGGCAAGCAAAAUUAUUUUAAUUCCAAAUUCAAUUGCUGUUGAAGAAAUUCGUCAUUUCAUGCCACCACAACAAACUGAUGGUUCAGCUCCUGGAAGUACAUCAAAUCCGACUGCUAAUUCUCCAAUUCCAACAAAUGUUCCUAAUCCGAAUGCUAACCCAAAUCCAAAUGCUAAUCCUUCCAACCCAAAUCCAAAUGCUAAUCCUUCCAAUCCAAAUCCAAAUGCUAACCCUUCCAAUCCAAAUGCUAACCCUUCCAAUCCUAUUGUUGGAACUCCUAAUCCGACUGCUGGUACUUCGAUUCCUAAUCCGACUGCUGGUGCUUCGAUUCCUAACCCGACUGCUGGCACUAUCUCCCCAACUUCUGCCAACAAUUUAAGCCAAACCUCUUUAAAUUCACCCAGUUCACUCAGUUCUAGUCAUCCCUCUCCACUUGUCGCCCCACCUCCCCUUAGUAACACUGUAUCCUUUACUGUCAGUCCUUUUACCAUAGGUUUCUCGAUGGUCAUUGGAAUAAUUUUACAAAGUUUUCUAUGCAGAAUUGUAUAUUGA